AUGGGCGCCUAUCUCUGUGGGCGCCUAUCUCUAUGGGCGUCUAUCUCCAUGGGCGCCUAUCUCUUUGGGCGCCUAUCUCUAUGGGCGCCUACCUCUAUGGGCGCCUAUCUCUAUGGGCGCCUAUCUCUAUGGGCGCCUAUCUCUAUGGGCGCCUAUCUCUAUGGGCGCCUAUCUCUAGGGGGGCGCCUAUCUCUAUGGGCGCCUAUCUCUAUGGGCGCCUAUCCCUAUGGGCGCCUAUCUCUAGGGGCGCCUAUCUAUAGGGGCGCCUAUCUCUAUGGGCGCCUAUCUCUAUGGGCGCCUAUCUCUAUGGGCGCCUAUCUCUAUGGGCGCCUAUCUCUAUGGGCGCCUAUCUCUAUGCGCGCCUAUCUCUAUGGGCGCCUAUCUCUAUGGGCACCUAUCUCUAUGGGCGCCUAUCUCUAUGGGCGCCUAUCUCUAUGGGCGCCUAUCUCUAUGGGCGCCUAUCUCUAUGGGCGCCUAUCUCUAUGGGCGCCUAUCUCUAUGGGCGCCUAUCUCUAUGGGCGCCUAUCUCUAGGGGUGCCUAUCUCUAUGGGCGCCUAUCUCUAG
Molecule: messenger RNA, 564 nt
Organism: Closterium sp. NIES-65
Lineage: Eukaryota; Viridiplantae; Streptophyta; Zygnematophyceae; Desmidiales; Closteriaceae
Source: the annotation of a GenBank genome assembly